Molecule: messenger RNA, 2893 nt
Organism: Myripristis murdjan (pinecone soldierfish)
Lineage: Eukaryota; Metazoa; Chordata; Actinopteri; Holocentriformes; Holocentridae
Gene: nt5c3a
Product: 5'-nucleotidase, cytosolic IIIA
Exons: 8
Coding region: 94-1089 (331 amino acids)
Cellular component (GO): cytoplasm
Molecular function (GO): 5'-nucleotidase activity; magnesium ion binding
Source: RefSeq, a predicted model, not a curated record
CGGGGCGGGGCGGGGCCGUGUUGCCAUAGGGCGGCCGGGCCUUUCUGUCUCUCUCUCUGUCGGCCGCGUGUCUCUGGCGGAGCAGCGCGCGCCAUGGACCGGACGGCAGUGGUGAAGGUGGGAGCGGCGGCCAGCGCGAGCGUCUGCGCGCUGUUCGGCGGCGUGGUGCUCGCGCAGUACAUCGUCGCCAAGAAGAAGCGCGCGGGCAAGAAAACACGGAUCAUCGAGAUGAUGCCUCAGUUUGAGAAGACCACGGUCCACAUGAGGGAUCCCGAGCGGGUCGAACAGAUCAUGUGUGGCCUCAUCAAGGGAGGAGCUUCCAAACUACAGAUCAUCACAGACUUCGACAUGACGUUAAGCAAGUUCUCCGUCAACGGGAAGCGCUGCCCGUCUUGCCACCAUAUUGUGGAGAACUGCAACCUGGUGACGGAGGAGGGCAGGCAGAUGCUGCUGCAGCUGAAGAAUAAAUAUUAUCCCAUCGAGAUCGACCCUCACCUCACCAUGGAGGAGAAAUACCCCUUCAUGGUGGAAUGGUAUUUCAAAUCCCACACGCUGCUGGUGGAACAGAGGAUACAGAAGGACAAGCUGCCCGAGGUGGUGAGGGAGUCUGACGCUGCACUCAGGGAAGGCUAUGAGCAGUUUUUUGACCGCCUGCACCAACACAGCGUGCCUGUCUUCAUCUUCUCCGCCGGCCUGGGCGACAUCCUGGAGGAAAUCAUGCAGCAGGCCAGUGUCUACCACCCCAACAUCAAGGUCGUCUCCAACUUCAUGGACUUUGACGACAACGGCGUCCUGAGGGGCUUCAAGGGCGAACUGAUCCACGUCUACAACAAACACGACGGCGCUCUGCGCAACACCGACUACUUCAAGCAGGUGAAGGACAACUGCAACAUCAUCCUGAUGGGCGACUCGCUGGGCGACCUCAACAUGGCCGACGGCGUGCCCAACGUGGAGAACAUGCUCAAGAUCGGAUUCCUCAAUGAUAAGGUGGAGGAGCGUCUGGAGAAAUACCUGGACUCGUACGACAUCGUCCUGGUGAGGGACGAGACUCUCGAAGUGCCCAACGCCAUCCUCCAGAAGAUUCUAUAACUCCACCCCCCCCCCGGACCGGCUAGCUCCACCCAGCCGACGCCUUUUCUGCCCAGGAUCCUGGACGAAAAGACUGCAAGACCUCCCUCCUAAACUGGAUCUGGUCUGAUCUGGAUCGGGCCUCCUGACUCCUACAUAUCUCGGGCCGUUGUCAGACCCCUCCCCACCUCCCCCACCCCCUCCCACGUUGACGCCUUUUUAAAAAAGACAUUUUCUGUCUUCUGAACGAACUGUUUUAAAAGUUGACGCAGCAGCAGCAUCGGUCUGUUUUGGUGUGUUUUGUCUUUUCGUUUCCCAUCUCCUCUCUAAUCUGUGACGUUAAAAAAACAACAACAAAAGAAUAACCAAAAGUGAGAAAAAAAAACCUCACAAGAACUAUGUCCCCAUCUCUGUAAUUUGCACAUUGUUGUUACAAUUGUUCAUAUAAUUAUUUUUUAUAUUGUAAUGUUUCUCAACCACAGGCAUGCACAGUGGUUUUUGUUGCAUUAAUCCCAGCAUGCAUCUCACCUCGUUUACUGUCUUGAGAUUAGUUUGGCAUCCCAUUGGCCAUCAGAUGUCAACCUCAUCACGUCCAGAAAGAAUUUAAAAGUGUAGCAUUGUUGGAUUUAAACAAGUUUCAAAGGGUCCAAGGGUUAUCGAACCGACUCAACACAUUAACAGCCAUGGAAAUGUUAAUUUCACGUAAGAAUUUUUUUUUCAGUGACGCAGCAGCAGAAGCACCGUGGACCUAGUAUUUGUAGAUUUAAUUUAAUUUGGGAUACAGAUAUUGACAGGUGGUGAUUCUGUAACUGCUGAAGACAGACUGGGGUUCCCCUUACCGUGCAUGCAACAGCCUGGCUUCAGGAAUCAGCUGAUCAGAGGAAUUGCACUUUAUUUUUUUAUUUUAUUUUUUUAAAAAUCGGGGAACUGAACCCCCACUACACAGGUGGCAGUAUCGAUUCAUGGAUGUAAGCACUGAUUCUUGCACAGAUGAGCCACAGUGGCACGGGGUUUUAUCCCAGUCUGCUCAUUUGGAGUUGAUCUUCAUUCCACAGUUGUGACAUUGAACGCACCCUUCACCGAACCCACUCGCUUUGUAAAGCUUCCCUGAACACAGACCGACUCAAAACGAGCAGUCUGCUUUUUUUCCCCAUAAAUCCCAGUUUAAAUGACACAAAGGGGCAUUAAUGAACGUCAGCUUCUACAGAAGGCCUGCAGUUAACACAAAUUAAAAAGUCACGUCUCCACAGUGCAUAUGAGUGAGGUAAUUGCAGCAGAUAUAUAUAUAUAUAUAUUUUAAAAAAAGUUUAAAAAAAGCAGGCCUAAAGUGAGUUUUUAAAGCCACAAAUAAUUACAUUUAAGUGGAAGGCAUCGCUUUAUUUGUAAUAUUUCUUGAUUUCCUUUAUCAGGUGAUCAGCAGGCGAUGCCUUAAAGGUUUUUUCUCGUGGAAUAAAACACUCCGAUUUAAAUGUGAACUAAAAGAAUGGUGGCCCAGUUUACAAUGGCAGUAAUCACUAAUCACCCAAUGCAGCGCCUAUUUUAUUUUUAUUCAGGGCCUUUUGUUUUAAAAUUCAUGCUCAUCAAGCAAGUUUUUAUUUUGUGUUUCAAUUUGAACACUACCUCUGAAAUAUAUAUAUGAAUAUAUAUAUACAUAUAAUUUUUUUUUUUUUUUUUGAGAGGCGAAAAGUAAAACUUCACCAUCCCUGUGUGUUGGAUGUUCUCUCUCUGUGUUUUAAUGUGCUGCUAUCACCUGCAUGUUGCCUUUUCUUAUAGUAGACUUUAUGUUCAAAUGGGAAAAAAAGGAGAAUAAAAUGGGGAAUUAUGU